AGUUUGGGUAAAAGGAAAGUGGCAUCAUGGAAUGGAAUCCCGUCGUGGAAACGCAUUAUGAAAGUAAAUGAGUUCAAUUCUUCAUCACUAAGGCACCUCCCCACGUACGGACUCAAAAACAAAACCCUAAACCUUAUAUCCUUCAAACUUCAAACUUCAAACUAUAAAUAUCGCCAUUCAUGACUUAAUUCCUCCCAUCUUCAACCCUUUUUUCUUAUCUCAUCCAUUAAUAUAAUGGAUAUCAAAGAAUCUGCCAACCACCACAACGACGCCGGAUUCCGCCUUCUCAAGCAGCUCCUCCACACCGAACAUUAUAAAGCUAAGAACAUCAUAUUCUCCCCAUUCUCCAUCUACACGAUGCUCACUCUCCUCGCCAAUGGAGCUUCACCCCACGGCCAAAUGAUCCAACAUUUGCUUUACUUCCUCAAAUUUCGAUCCCUCCCACAACUCAACUCCUUCCUUUCUAAGCUUUUUCCCUCCCUCUUCGGAGACGCAUCCACCAAAUGCGGUCCUAUCGUCACCACCGCCAACGGCGUUUGGCUCGCCGAUGAUCUUCCUGUUAACCCGUCGUUUCAGAAGCUUCUCGAAACUCUCUACCAUGGAAAACUCAACCUUGUUGAUUUCGUGAACAAGCGGCGUGAAGUGAUGGAAGAUGCGAAUUCGUGGGUUAAAGAACAGACUCGAGGACUCAUUCCCGAAAUCUUGAAAGGCAUAGACGAAUCAUCCCGAAUGAUUUUAGCUAACGCAGUCUACUUCAAAGCUGCUUGGUCUAAUAAAUUCAAGAAGUCCUUAACCAAGGACCAAAAUUUUUACCUUCUCGAUGGAACCUCCCGCAAAGUUCCUUUCAUGUCCGACUCACUUAGUUACCCCAGACGUGUCUCUGUUUUCGACAGCUUCAAAGUCGCAUCCCUCCCUUACAUAGGCGCCAUCCGCGGAAAAUUCCAAAGACCUAGCCGUUUCUCCAUGCUUAUCUUCCUCCCAAAUGAUCGCGAUGGAUUGCCUUCUUUGAUCCAAAGAGCCUGCUCUGAGUCUGGAUUCAUUGACCGCCAUGUGCCUCCAAAACCGGUGAUGUUACAUGAAUUUAAGAUCCCCAAGUUCAAAUUCGGUUUGGAUUUCGAAUUGGAGGACAUCCUGAGGGAAUUAGGGCUGGGUUUGGUGUUUUCGGGUGAGUCGGGUUUCACGGGGAUGGUGGAAGAUCCGGCGGGGAGAGAAGUGUAUGUUUCGAAGAUGUUUCAUAAGGCGGUGAUUAGCGUGGACGAAGAGGGGACGGAGGCGGCGGCGGUGACAAUGGGAUUAAUGUUGGGAUGCAGUCUUGGGAAAGGGAGAGUGGAGAAGAUUGAAUUUGUUGCGGAUCAUCCGUUUUUGUUUGUGAUUAAAGAAGAUGAGAGUGGAGCUGUUCUGUUCGUGGGUCAGGUACUUGAUCCUUCUCUCCAUUAAUGUAAUCAUUGAAAGUUUGGAAUUUGAAGGUUAAUUACAUGUAUGUGUUCAAAUGUUUUGCAGUUUGUGGUGUUGGAUUAGUACUGUUUGUGUUUAAUCUGAAUUUAACUAAUGCUAAAUUUCUAAAGGUAGAAAUGAUAUCAUGAAAACUACUUUGAGGUAGUUGAUGUAUAUAUAAAUGUUCACUUUCAAUAAUGAAGACCUCAGUUUUAAAGAAAA
Molecule: messenger RNA, 1656 nt
Organism: Cucumis melo (muskmelon)
Lineage: Eukaryota; Viridiplantae; Streptophyta; Magnoliopsida; Cucurbitales; Cucurbitaceae
Product: serpin-ZX-like
Exons: 2
Coding region: 235-1437 (400 amino acids)
Molecular function (GO): serine-type endopeptidase inhibitor activity
Source: RefSeq, a predicted model, not a curated record